Molecule: messenger RNA, 1554 nt
Organism: Paramecium sonneborni
Lineage: Eukaryota; Ciliophora; Oligohymenophorea; Peniculida; Parameciidae
Source: the annotation of a GenBank genome assembly
AUGAUAGAAAUAGAACAAUUAAAGUGUUUUUAAAAUCAUAAUAGCCCUAUUUGCUCAGUAAUAAUAGAUAAGGAUUUUAAUAAAAAUUAAAGGUUGCUGUGCAACGAAUGCAUGUAAGAUUUCAAUGAAAAUUUGUAAAUUAAGGGUUUUAAAGCAAUUUAUCAAUAGAUAGAAAGCAAUUUGUACUAGAAUAGAGAUUAAAUGUGUUAGCUUUUAUUCUAAAAAAAAGAAAAGCUAAAAUCUUUAAUAAAUGAUUUAAAUGAUUGGAAAUCUUCAAUUUUAAAUUAAAUAGAUUCAAUUUUAGAAGUUCUAAAAUAUUGGUCUGAAUAGUUAAUGCCAGAUAAAUAUAUUAAUAAAUAAUAGAGUUUUAUUGAUUUAUUAGAAUAAUAUUUAAGAAAUAGUGAUUUUGGUUAAAAAGAUUUUGAAUAGAAGGUGAAUAUGAUAAUUGAAAUAAAUCAAACAUCAUUUGAAAAGAUUAAGAUAAAAUUAAAUAAAUUUAAUUCUAAAACUAAAUAAUUAUUAGAUAAAUUUAAAUUAACAUUUAUGGAAAUAGGAAAAAAUCCUAGUGCAUAAGUGAAUUUAAAAUUGAUAACAAAAAAGAUUGGAUAAUCAGAGAAUUGUUGGACUAUAGCUUUUAAUCAUAAUGGAUAAAUAAUGGCUUCAGGAUGUGAAAAUGAUAUAAAAAUAUGGGAUUUUAAAAAUGGUUAAAUGACUGAACUUUGCACAUUAGAGGGUCAUUCUGAAAUUGUUAGUUGUUUAAUAUUUAGUAAAUAUUGUGAUAAGUUGAUUUCUAGUUCAUAUGAUAAUUCAAUUCUCUUAUGGUAAUUAAAUUAAUAAUAAAAAUGGAUAUGUUCAUAGAAAUAUUUAGAACAUUAAGAUAGAAUUUUAUGUUUAAUAUUAAGUAAAGAUGAAAGAACAUUAAUUUCGGGAAGUAAUGAUUCAACAAUAAAAGUUUGGAAUGUUGAUUUAAAUAAUUUCAAAAUAAAUUUCAAUUAUUCACUUUUAAAACAUUAAAAUAGAGUUUUUGGAUUGUCAAUGAAUACUUCAGAAACUUAUUUAGUUUCUUGUGGUGAAGAUUGUUAAAUAAUAGUUUGGAAAAAAGAUAAAAAUAAUAAAUGGGAAUUUAAAUAAAUUGUUAAUUAAUCAAUUAAAGAAUGGGGAACUAAAAUAGCUUUUAUUCGAGAAAAUUAAUUUAUUUGGCUGACAGGGAAAUAAACUAGUAGUGAUUGUAUUUGUUUUUUUGAAUUAAUAGAUGGUAAUUUUUAAGAAUAAUAAGAAUAAUUAUUGAAAUUGUAAGUGAAUAAUCAAGUAAUUGAUUAUAGUUUAUUUCCAAUUAUGAUUGAUAAAUAAAAAGAUAUCAUAUUAUUUAGACAUAAAUUACACAUUUAUUUGCUAACAAAAAAAAUUAAUGGAAAAUAUAACGUUAUGGUAAAAUUAUCAUUUCCUGAUAAUGCAACUUUUGGAAUCAUUACAAAUGAUUUCAAAUAUUUAGUUAUUUGGGAGGAAAAUAGAAAUUGUUACUCUAUAUAUGAAAUCGAGUAUUUUUUGGCUUGA